ACUAUCAAACUAGUGCGUAACAGGUAAAUAUUUAUACCUUGUAUACUCAUGUUAUAAUAAUAAUAAUAAUAAUAGGAUUGUGUGACGUGUGUGUGAUUUGAAGCGAUUAAUAAUAAAGUUUUAAAUUUCUAACGAUGAGUAGAAGUACGAUUUGUCUAUUCGAUGUCGACGGAACGGUUACAGAUGCUAGACAGCCAAUCGACCCAUCAGUAAGAUUAUAUUUGGUUGAUAAUCUGAAAAAAAAAUCAUUCAUUGGAUUGGUGAGUGGUUCAGAUAUAUCAAAGAUAAAUGAACAACUUGGAGGCCCAGAAUAUACAGCCCAAUUUGACUAUGUAUUUGCAGAAAACGGUCUUGUUGCAUUCAAGAAUGGCAUUGAAUUAAAAAGACAAACAAUUAUUGAUUAUUUGGGCGAAGAAAAACUACAAACAUUCAUUAACUUUGCAUUAAACUACAUGUCUAAAAUACAAUUGCCAGUGAAGCGUGGCAAUUUUGUUGAAUUUCGAACCGGCAUGAUCAAUAUUAGUCCUGUGGGUCGAUCUUGCUCAAAAAUUGAACGUGACAAUUUUGAAGAAUAUGAUAAAAUUCAUAACAUCAGAAAGAAAUUCAUUGAAAGUAUUAAAGAAAAUUUACCAGAUAUUGGUUUGACUUACAGUAUUGGUGGCCAAAUAAGUUUUGACUGUUUUCCUAUAGGAUGGGAUAAACGAUUUUGUCUACGUUAUAUUGAGGACGAAUUUAAAGGGAAUAUUCAUUUUUUUGGUGAUAAAACAUUUGUUGGAGGAAAUGAUCAUGAAAUUUUUAAUGACUCGAGAGUUAUUGGACAUACAGUAAUUAAUCCAAAAGACACCAUUUUGCAAUUAAACAAUUUGUUUAAUAAAUAAUAAUAAAAUUUAAA
Molecule: messenger RNA, 892 nt
Organism: Melanaphis sacchari
Lineage: Eukaryota; Metazoa; Arthropoda; Insecta; Hemiptera; Aphididae
Gene: Pmm2
Product: phosphomannomutase
Exons: 5
Coding region: 135-878 (247 amino acids)
Biological process (GO): mannose metabolic process; GDP-mannose biosynthetic process; protein N-linked glycosylation
Cellular component (GO): cytosol
Molecular function (GO): phosphomannomutase activity
Source: RefSeq, a predicted model, not a curated record